CAGUUGUUUCUGCUAAUGUCACAAAGAAGUGUUUUUCAGAUAUCCAUCAAACUGAUAUCGCUUAGAAUAGUUUAUCCAAUAAAUUAACUUAUUACAAAAUGGUAGAUAUUAAAAGUAAUGUUAGUUUUGCAUGUCAAAGGUGCUUACAACCGUUAAGAUUAGAUCCAAGUUUUGAUCAUCUUGGGGAACAUACUUUAGCUGAAUUAUCACUUCCUAUUCAGCAACAAGUCGUAGGAGACAUAGAACCACAAAGUGGAAGUCUUGAAAAUCUAGUCCCUCCAUUUCGACUCACAGAGUCUACUAAUGGAACAAACGGAUUUAUGUUGGUUGGAGAUUCUGGAGAAACAGAAAGUCUCAGUCAUCAUUUAAGAGUGAGAGCUACAUUAUUUGACAUACUUAGUAGCAGUAGUGCAGCGGAUCAUCCACUUUGUGAUGAAUGUACAGACAGUUUACUAAUGUUGAUAGAUCAACAGUUACGUAUGACUGAAGGAGAAUGGUCUGAUUAUAAUGAAUUCUUAAAAAAAUUAGAAGCUGAUCAGCAGAAUGAUAGUGAUACUGGAGAAAUGGAGAUUUUAGUGAAGGAAUUAGCAGAUGUUAAAGCUGAAGAAGAACGAAUGAUUCAAGAGCUGGAAGCUUUGAGAAAAGAAGAAGCUGCUACAAGAAAUGCAAUCGCUGAAAAAGAAUCAGAAAGAGAAAGGUUACAAAAUGAAGAGGAAAGGUAUUGGAGAGAAUAUUCAAAACAUCGUAGAGAUCUUAUUUUAGCAGAAGAUGAAUGUCGAAGCUUAGAAUGUCAACUUGCCUACGCAGCAUCCCAGCUUGAAAGACUGAAAAAAACAAAUGUUUUCAAUGCUACAUUUUACAUUUGGCACUCGGGACAUUUUGGGACAAUAAAUUCUUUUAGACUGGGCCGUUUGCCAAGUGCACCAGUUGAUUGGUGUGAAAUUAAUGCUGCUUGGGGUCAAACAACACUUUUGUUAACUGCAUUGGCAAGAAAAAUGAAUUUGACUUUUCAACGUUUCCGCCUUGUGCCUUUUGGUAAUCAUAGUUAUAUAGAAGUUCUGGAUCAACAAAAAGAAUUACCACUUUAUGGAAGUGGAGGGUUCAAGUUUUCAUGGGAUACGAAGUUUGAUGCAGCAAUGGUUGCCUUUUUAGACUGUUUACAACAAUUUAAGGAGCAAGUAGAAAAAGGUGACAGUGGAUUUUGUUUACCUUAUAAAAUGGAUCGAGGCAAAAUCGAGGAUUCUGCCACAGGGAAUUCAUACUCUAUCAAAAUUCAAUUUAAUUCUGAAGAACAGUGGACAAAGGCACUGAAAUUUUUAUUAACAAAUUUAAAAUGGGGCCUAGCAUGGGUCAGUAAUCAGUUUACGAAAGAUGAAGCUGAUCAGUAAUUAUAAAUAAUUUUAAUUGAACAUUGUUCUUUAGUUUUUCACUACACCUUGUAAAUAAAAUUUUCUCUUUGUAAAUAAAUUAUGCUAAUUUCGAACAA
Chelonus insularis is the source of this 1486-nucleotide messenger RNA. RefSeq names its product Beclin-1-like Atg6 (gene Atg6). NCBI's taxonomy places the organism in Eukaryota, Metazoa, Arthropoda, Insecta, Hymenoptera, Braconidae. Bases 99 to 1388 code for a protein of 429 amino acids. The record is from RefSeq and is a predicted model, not a curated record. Gene Ontology annotation, biological process: autophagy; late endosome to vacuole transport; autophagosome assembly. The transcript has 5 exons. Gene Ontology annotation, cellular component: phosphatidylinositol 3-kinase complex, class III, type I; phagophore assembly site; phosphatidylinositol 3-kinase complex, class III, type II.